UCAGUCAUCUACAAUUCGGCAGCGUUUAUAAAGCCGAUUGACGCAAUUAGCAUCAAAUUGAGCGCAAAAUCAAGCUUAUUGAGGAUCACAAGGGGUGCGAAUAUGAAGCUGGUUGUCCUGCUUAUGUUGGGUCUCGCCGGGGCCAAUUGCGCUCGCAUCCAGUCUAGGGUCGCUGAGGACUGCAAUCCCGACAUCUGCAACAGCCAAAGCUGCCGAUGCUUCAACCCUGGUGUCACUCCUGGAGGACUCAGCCCGCAAGAUAUUCCGCAGAUUGUCCUGGUCACAUUUGAUGAUGCCGUGACCUCGUUGUUAUACAGCAACUACUACUCAGACGCAUUCGCUAACCGCCAAAAUCCAAACGGUUGUCCUGUUGGGGCCACGUUCUUCAUGUCCCACGAGUACUCUGAUUACGAAAGUGUCAACAAGUUGUGGAACAGCGGACACGAAAUUGCAUUGCACUCGAUUACACACACUUCCUCCCCUGACUACUGGACCCAGGCCACGGCUGAUGAACUGGCGAAGGAGUUCAAUGAUCAGAGAGACAUGAUUGCCCACUUUGCAAAUAUCCCCUCGGCUGACAUUUCGGGUCUCAGGACCCCAUUCUUGCUACUUGGUGGAGAUGCUACUUUCCAGAUGAUAACCGACAACAAUUUCUUGUAUGACUGCUCCUGGCCGACGCAAUCUUUCGUCGGAAAAGGCCUGUACCCUUACUCCCUUGAUUACAAGAGCAAUCAGGAUUGCAACGUCGGUGUUUGUCCGACCGAAUCUCAUCCUGGCGCUUGGGUGCUGCCUAUGGUCGAUUGGAUUGGCGCGAACGGCUAUGCUUGCGCUAUGGUCGACACUUGCGUCAGUGGUGCCACUGGUGCAAACGAGCUGCUCGAAUUCAUCAAGACCAAUUUCCACCGACACUACGACAAUUACAGGGAGCCAUUCGGAUUCUAUGUGCACGCAGCUUGGUUCAAUACUAACUCCACCAACUAUGAAGCGUUUAAAAUGUUCUUGGACUAUGUUGGCACCUUGAACGACGCUUAUGUGGUAACUGCAAAGCAGGCGAUCGAGUGGACGAGAAACCCUACCAACACUGGUGGAGCGGCCAACACGUUUGGCUGCCCAGCAAAAGAGCCUGCAGUCUGCAAUAAGAGGACGUGCAACCUGCAAAAGCCCGGCGAGGGGGAGAGAAUAAUGGUUUCCUGCGUUGACUGCCCGCCCAACUAUCCCUGGCUGGGAAAUCCACUGGGGCAGUAGAAAUUAAACUCGCUUUGAUUUAAUGUUAAAAACUAUCUGUAUUGGAGGUUUUCAGUAAUUGCUGAAGUGGUUUAACCUGUAAAAUAAACAAAUCAGUAACUUAA
Molecule: messenger RNA, 1349 nt
Organism: Cloeon dipterum
Lineage: Eukaryota; Metazoa; Arthropoda; Insecta; Ephemeroptera; Baetidae
Gene: Cda9
Product: Chitin deacetylase-like 9
Exons: 7
Coding region: 103-1245 (380 amino acids)
Biological process (GO): carbohydrate metabolic process
Molecular function (GO): hydrolase activity, acting on carbon-nitrogen (but not peptide) bonds
Source: RefSeq, a predicted model, not a curated record